Molecule: messenger RNA, 1089 nt
Organism: Beauveria bassiana ARSEF 2860
Lineage: Eukaryota; Fungi; Ascomycota; Sordariomycetes; Hypocreales; Cordycipitaceae
Product: xylose isomerase-like TIM barrel
Exons: 1
Coding region: 1-1089 (362 amino acids)
Source: RefSeq, a predicted model, not a curated record
AUGGCCUGUAAGCCGAGCAUAUGCACAAUUUCCCUGGGACGAGCCUUUGCAGGACAUUCCCUUGAACACAAACUUGACAUGGCUCAGAAAUAUGGCUUCAAAGGGAUUGAGCUGUUUUACGAAGAUCUCCAACAUUUGGCCACUGUCAUGCCAGGAGGAUGCUCACCACCAAACCUGCUGGCGGCGGCUCGCCAAGUACGACGGUGGUGCGAAACCCGCAAGCAAGAGAUUAUAUGCCUUCAGCCGUUUUUGCAUUUCGGAGGGCUUUUGGAUCGCAGCAAGGCCAAACAAGACCUCGAGACUGUUGCAUUUUGGACUGAUUUGGCCGCGACGCUCGGUACCGAUUUAAUCUUGUUGCCGAGCUCGUUCCUACCUGCCACUCAGCUCACAGACAAUCUGUCGGUACUCGUCCACGACUUGCAAAACGCCGCAGAAAUUGGUUUGAAAAAGUCGCCAGCGGUCCGCUUUGCCUUUGAGGCGCUGUGUUGGGGCACGCGUGUAAAUGCGUGGGAGGACAGUUGGAAAAUAGUCACUGCCGUCAACAGGCCCAACUUUGGCCUCUGCAUCGACACUUUCAACAUUGCCGGCCACAUCUUUGCCGAUCCCGCCGCCUCGAGCGGGUGCAGACCUAAUGCCGACUUGAGUCUCAAAAGCUCAAUGCAGCGCCUCAUGGCGCAGGUCGACGUUUCCAAAGUCUUUCUCGUGCAGGUUGCAGACGCCGAGAGGCUGGCGAAGCCGCUGGACGAGGCGCACCCAUUCUACGACGCGGAGCAGCCGUCGAGGAUGAGCUGGUCGCGCAACUGUCGCUUAUUCUACGGCGAAGACCACUUGGGCGGCCAUCUGCCCGUCGACAAGAUUCUGCAGACUGUGGUGCACGGGCUGGGGUAUCGCGGCUGGUUGAGCUUUGAGGUGUUUCAUCAGAGGCUGGCGGAUAGCGACGGCGCGAUACCAGAACAUUUUGCGGCUCGGGCGUCGUGGUCAUGGGCGAGGCUGGUGCGCGACCUGUCUCUUGAGUCAGCAAGGCCUCGGCCCGACUUUGGGCAGGAAAAGGAACGUGUUGUGCUGAAGGAUUCCAACACGAGAUUAUGA